Pocillopora verrucosa is the source of this 332-nucleotide messenger RNA. The record is from RefSeq and is a predicted model, not a curated record. Lineage: Eukaryota; Metazoa; Cnidaria; Anthozoa; Scleractinia; Pocilloporidae.
GUGGUGGCAGCGGCGGCGGCGGCUUCUACAGUAAUGGACAAAGUGCUAUGAGCGGUUCUGGUCGAGGAGGUAAAGGAUAUCUUCAAGGAGGAAAGGGUGGAAAUGGUAAGGGUGGAAAUGGUAAGGGUGGGUUUGGAGGUGGCGGUAGUUUACGUGCAGGUAACCGUGGAGCUGGAGGCGGUGGAGGUUACUCUGGAGGAAAUGGUGGAGCUAAUGAACAGUUUUCUUGUGGAGGAGGGGGUGGAUCUUUUAACAAUGGGUCAAAUCAGCAGAAUGAAUGUUUUUUUAAUAGGUAUGGACAUGGUAGAGUGAUCAUCACGUUUCUUCAGUGA